UUGUUAUGAAGGCGUGGUAUUCAACACCAUUGCCCUUGUAACAUAAUGGAUCUUACAAUGAAAUUUGAAAUCACCUCGGCUUCUAACAGCACCGAGGUCUCUUCUCUCUCUCGCUCUUCGACACCUGCAGUUCUGCAAUUUGUUUUUGGAGUGCUGGGUAACCUGAUUGCCAUUGUUGUACUUAUCACUGCUAGAAAGAAACACAAAUGGAGACCGUUUUACAGACUAGUUUUCGGUUUAACCUUAACUGAUGGUUUGGGGAUUUUGCUGAUUUUCCCAACAAUAUUUCUUCGAUUUGCUCCAAAUUUCAUGUUCGAUUUUCGUAUCUGUGCGUACAAGUCUUUCAUGUUCAUAUUCUUAUUAACAUCAUCUGCAAUGAUUGUCUGCGCAAUGUCUUUUGACCGUUUUAUGGCUAUUCUGUAUCCGUAUCGCUACAAUGGGAUUGUGAAGAUCAAUCAAGCAAAUAUCACGUUAGCAGUGGUAUGGAUUACCUGUGCCUUCCUUUCAAGUUUGCCACUGCUGGGCUUACGAUCAAGUUUGCUAUAUGAUACUGGUUCAGUUUGUUUUUUAAAUUUCAUCAGUACAUCAACCGUAGUUAGAAUUUACUCUUUCGUUUACUCGCUAAUAGGACUGUUUAUUCUCCUUUCAACAAUUAUCUUUAAUAUGUGUGUGGUAAUAUCACUUUGUAAAAAUAUCGUAACAACCAACACAGUUUCACAGAAAAGCAGGAAAAAAGGCAACACAUUCAAUGUUGUUUUUCUGCUGGUAAUAGUUUUGACCUUUGCGACAUGCUGGACUCCACUUAUGAUUGUUAUAUUUGGACAUGCAACGGCUUUGUUUUCUGAUGUUGGCACGUUAGAAUUGUUUGCCGUCCGUAUAGGAGUCACAAACUCUAUUAUCGAUCCCUGGAUCUAUAUCCUGUUUCGGAAAGAAAAUAUUUUUGCGAUCACCCGGAAACUCGGAACCUUCUGCGACAUAAGCAAGGUUACAAGCAACAGUGUUGAUAAUAACGUCACGCCACCGACAGAUGCACAGACGCAAAGCUAUGGCAACACGUCAGCCAGAACAGAACAUUCAAUUGAUAUUAUCAUUUAGACUUAAGUCAUGUGCAAGCAAUGCUUCCUAGUCUCAAAUCUGCGUUCUAUGGCAUUAUAAAGAAGCAGAACUGAUAUAAUUAUUAUUUCAUUUAUUUUUGAUAUUCUGAUUUCUUAUAAUAAGCUUUUGGACAACCAAAAUAAUUCUAAGAAAUAAUAAAGACAGACAAAAGUUACAAAACAGUUACAAAAUAUUGUGCAAUCGCUUUGUAGAUUUUAAGUGUCUGUCUUCAUGUAACAAUAACAAAAAUAGAAAGGACAACUGCAUUUAGCACCGGGUUUUG
Molecule: messenger RNA, 1378 nt
Organism: Magallana angulata
Lineage: Eukaryota; Metazoa; Mollusca; Bivalvia; Ostreida; Ostreidae
Product: prostaglandin E2 receptor EP4 subtype-like
Exons: 2
Coding region: 46-1095 (349 amino acids)
Biological process (GO): positive regulation of cytosolic calcium ion concentration; negative regulation of inflammatory response; cellular response to prostaglandin E stimulus
Cellular component (GO): plasma membrane
Molecular function (GO): prostaglandin E receptor activity
Source: RefSeq, a predicted model, not a curated record